This is a messenger RNA of Diatraea saccharalis (sugarcane borer), 315 nucleotides long. Lineage: Eukaryota; Metazoa; Arthropoda; Insecta; Lepidoptera; Crambidae. The record is from the annotation of a GenBank genome assembly.
AUGGACAGUGAUGGUAAAAGAUCUACUUCUCCUAGUAUUUUGACAGGAUUAUCUGAAUUAAAAACUUCAGUAAAAGCCGAUAAACAAACGCAGGUAACAUCUGAAGAUAUCGUAGACUCCAAUAUCUAUCAAAAAAAUCGCUGGGACUCGUCUGAUGUACGAGCCCGUACAGGCUUACUAAAAGAUAUUGAUUUUGGUUCAGAACAAUCAUGUGACCCAAGGAAUCAAGAAUUUGCUAAACUGAUAGCAUUUGAGAUGGAUCGAGUACCCGAAACAAAACGUACUAUGAUUUACUCCAAGAUUUACAUUUAUUAA